GGCGAACUGCUGCUUAGGGGCGGGGUUCCGAUCCCGGAAACAGCGCGGUGAAGUCUGGGUAAGCGGUGCCGGUCGCGCCUGCGCAGUGCGGCUCUGCGUGCGGGAAGAUGGUGCUCAUCAAGGAAUUCCGAGUGGUUUUACCAUGCUCAGUGCAAGAGUAUCAAGUUGGGCAACUUUACUCUGUGGCAGAAGCUAGUAAAAAUGAAACAGGAGGUGGUGAAGGAAUUCAAGUCUUAAAAAAUGAGCCUUAUGAAAAGGAUAGUGAAAAGGGACAGUAUACCCACAAAAUCUAUCACUUAAAGAGUAAAGUUCCUGGGUUUGUAAGGAUGAUUGCUCCAGAAGGCUCCUUGGUAUUCCAUGAAAAGGCUUGGAAUGCAUAUCCAUAUUGUAGAACAAUUGUGACGAAUGAAUAUAUGAAAGAUGACUUCUUCAUAAAAAUCGAGACCUGGCAUAAACCAGACUUGGGGACAUCAGAAAAUGUGCACGACUUGGAUCCAAACACGUGGAAGAGUGUUGAAGUUGUCCAUAUUGACAUUGCAGACCGAACUCAAGUAGAACCAGCAGACUAUAAAGCUGAUGAGGACCCAGUAUUGUUUCAGUCGGUGAAGACCAAGAGAGGACCUUUGGGGCCUAACUGGAAGAAGGAGCUAGCAGCUGAUGAAGACUGCCCUAAAAUGUGUGCUUACAAGUUGGUGACUAUCAAAUUUAAAUGGUGGGGACUACAGAACAAAGUAGAAAACUUUAUCCAAAAGCAAGAAAAGAGGAUAUUUACCAACUUCCAUCGCCAGCUGUUUUGUUGGAUUGACAAGUGGAUUGAUCUGACUAUGGAAGACAUCAGGAGAAUGGAGGAUGAAACCCAACGAGAGCUGGAAGCGUUACGUAAUCAAGGCCAAGUGAGAGGAACAAGUGCUGCCAAUGAUGAAUGAGACGGAUCUGACCUGUCACUUGCAGUGUUGAUACGCAGAUGUGUGUGUGGAUGCAUGAUUAUCUGUAUAUAAUUAUAUAUACAUACACGCAUACUGAGGGGCUGUUACAGUUUCUCUGGGGUACUAUACCCAUCUUCAGCAAAGAUACAAAGGAAACUGCUUUCAUUAUAAACCUGAAGCAAAUACAGAUUGACUGAGUAGUGUCAUUUAAAGGAUAAAUUGACUGCAGAAUUAUGCUAACUGGUAUGUUUCCUGAAUGUCAGUACUGGACCAAUUUAUUCCUUACCUUUGUUUUAUUUCCCUCUUGAAUCACUCUGCUAUAAUUUGCCUGUGUCUCAUUAUAAGCCAACAAAUUCAGAUAAAUUAAUUUUCAAUUUUGUCUUUUCCCUAUGUGAUUUUAGCAUAGGAACUAUGAAUGUAUUUAUACCUAUUUAUUUCUGGAUUGUCAUCUAAGUCAAAUCAGAAGAUUUUUUUCUAUUAGUGAGAAUUGGAAGACUUUUCCUGUUGAAUGAGGAAUACAAUAAUGGCCCAACUUUUACCCAUCUUGCUGAAAGAAAUCACCUGUUUUAUUGGAGUUUUGUACAUUCAAAUGUUUUCUUCAUUAAAAAUUGGCAAAAUUUAAGAAAAAUGGCUUGUGAUUUAUAACAGUUUGAACUGAACAAUUUUCCAGGAGGCUUUCAAACAAAGUAACUGACAAUACUAGUAUUGAGCCUUUAAACUAUAUUUUAGGCUGUGUAGUUUAAUUGAAGGUAUAGCACUUCCCUACAAUUACAUUUAUUUCUGAAAUCAUUUUUUUCAAAGUUUUAAUUUGGAAACUAUGCAAAUGGUCUCAAUUUCACACAGAUUGCGCAAUGGAAUAUAACGGUGACUUUUAGCUCUUUUCAUGUUGAAAAUUCACUUUUAAAAAAGAUGUUCACUUUCAGAUAUGAUGAAAGUUUAAAUUGUAGCAUCUGACAUGUUUCUCUGAUUUAUUAGAAGUAGACAUAAAAGGAAAGAUGGUAUAAUAAAGGCCUUUUUUAGAUAGUUCUCAAAUAGUAAGUUGUCUUCAUGAUUUUUUUAAAGAAAAAUAUUGCAAUGGAGCAUAUCAUAGAUAUAUUAUCAAAAUACUUGUUAAAUCAGGAACAACUUAUUUUAGGACCACUAGUUAGGUAAGGUUUCCUCCCAGAAGCCUCUGUAGGGCGAGGUUUGCUGAAGGAUCUCUGUCUAGUUUUUUCAACCCCACACCAGACAUUUGGGAAUAAUUGCUUAUUUAAUUAGCUGAUAGCGGGAGUGAUUCUCUUCCUUUAUAGUCGGUGUCAAAACUCUCAUUGAUUUCAAGGGGAGCAGAUCAGGCUUGGAAUAUGACUAGCCCACCUAGUCCAUUCUCCUGCAAUGACGGUUAGGCACUGCAAUGACUGCAGACAAGUGGACAUGGAUUUUUUUUGUAUGUCUGUUCUGUAUUAUUGCCUCACUAUCUUCCAUGCUACAAGGUCAGUCUUCAGUUAAUCCUUCCUCGCCUAGCAAUGAAAAUGGAUGUCUAUUCUCUGCACCAGCAGAAGAUUGGUUUUGUAAAAACUUUUAAACCAUGUUUAUAUAACUUGCUACAAGGAGGGUUUUUGCAAAUUUGUGAAACUAAGGGCUCUUUUCAGUGCAGGAAUGUAACUCCUGCUCUCACCAAUGGGAGCCGGAAUACAUUCCGAGGAGGGAAAGGAACCCCUAUCAUUUUUUUUUGUUUUUUGGACUAGCUAUGAAAAUUUGAGGGAACUUUGUAGUGAAUGUAAAUGUUUAGUUUACUUUGGCAGUCUCUGAUGUGAACUACAGUAAAACAGUCAAUGGAAUUUAAUUAAAUAAAUUUGAUCAUAAAAUA
Messenger RNA from Dermochelys coriacea (leatherback sea turtle), 2772 nucleotides. RefSeq names its product phosphatidylinositol transfer protein beta (gene PITPNB). Bases 108 to 926 code for a protein of 272 amino acids. Lineage: Eukaryota; Metazoa; Chordata; Testudines; Dermochelyidae. Gene Ontology annotation, molecular function: phosphatidylcholine intramembrane carrier activity; phosphatidylinositol transfer activity; phosphatidylcholine binding. Gene Ontology annotation, biological process: phospholipid transport. The record is from RefSeq and is a predicted model, not a curated record. Gene Ontology annotation, cellular component: cytoplasm. The transcript has 11 exons.